This is a messenger RNA of Owenia fusiformis, 1325 nucleotides long. The record is from the annotation of a GenBank genome assembly. NCBI's taxonomy places the organism in Eukaryota, Metazoa, Annelida, Polychaeta, Sabellida, Oweniidae.
GCCAGAUCACAAGCCUCUCGUGGUUCCUCAUCACACUGAUCUAUUUAUGUGUGGUUCAGUUACAAGCAUUGCCACAUCGCCUAGGAUUUAAUCAACCUGGAUACAAACGUGUUGAUCCUGUACGCUUAUAGCUCAUCGGGUUAGCAUCGGAUUAUGAUCAUGCAGACUUAUUAAAUGGCUUUUGCCCGGCUGAUUUUUACAUAAUAUUGCCUUCAAACAUACAUUAGUUGUUGUGCAACCUCAUUGCUGAGAGCAACAGUGGCCAGGUCAGGGAGUUAAAGAAGCAUAUAGUGUAGUGCUAGCUAGUACAGAAAGAUGGCGGAGCAGUCGCAACAGUACAAAAUUCCAAUGCCCCAACUUACAAAGGAGGAACUUAUCCGAUACCAGACAAAGUUUAAGAUGUUCGACAGGAAUAAGGAUGGUCAUAUUGAGGCUCGUGAAUUAGCAGCAGUUUCAAAAGCUUUGGGACACAAUCUCUCAAAUGAACAGAUAAAUAAUAUUAUCGGUGAAUGGGAUUUGGACAUGAAUGGCGUGUUAACAUUCGAUGAAUUCGUAUGCUGUAUGCACGCGAACAAGUCAAUCUUUGUUAAAGGUGAACAGAAGAAGAUGAAGAUCCGAAAGAUGUUGAUUAGCCAUGCGGUGGACAAAGCGGGAAAUGUCCCGACUAACCGCAUGAUUCAAGUCCUCUUUGAACAACUUUCCUUCCCACCAGAGAGGUCAAACAGGAUGUUAUCUCCACUGGACACACAGCAAACAGGGCACAUCAACCUUCAUAUUUUCUCAGAUUUCUACGGAAAGGUAUUAGAUAAUAAAGAAAACUUGGAAAAGACAUUUAAAGGUUUCGAUAAAGAUGGCUCUGGGGCUAUAUCUUUGUCGAGCGCCCAACAAGUGAUGAAGAAUUUUGGAUUUUCUAACCCACAGAGCGAUGCCAUGGGCGCCAUGCAUGACAGGAAUCGUAAUGGCUAUUUCUGGUAUGAAGAACUCUCUCAAUUCUGGCCAAUUCCACAGUGAUUAUUAGACGAUAAAACAGAGUUCCCCAGAAGUAAAAAAAAUAACAAUAUCAAUUACAUUCUUUCAACAGAAGUAACGUUAUUUGACAAUGAAAUAGAGUUCCCCAGAAGUAAAAAAAAUAACAAUAUCAAUUACAUUCUUUCAACAGUAGUAACGUUUUUCGGUAUUUCUAGAGGGGGCAUAUUUCCUACAGCUAGUGACAUCAGUGAGCCCGCAAACGAUGGCACUGUACUGUACACCGUACGUGUGCAAGAAGACGGUUUAUUGUUUGUUUAACCAACUGGAUAAUACUGUUCAUCAAAGAUCACAGUUUA